Molecule: messenger RNA, 1980 nt
Organism: Exophiala mesophila
Lineage: Eukaryota; Fungi; Ascomycota; Eurotiomycetes; Chaetothyriales; Herpotrichiellaceae
Exons: 3
Coding region: 1-1980 (659 amino acids)
Source: RefSeq, a predicted model, not a curated record
AUGAAUAUCCCUAGGAAACCUGUCCCAUCUGGCGUCAGUGUCACCGAAGACCCUCCCUCAAAUUCGAAACCAGUUCCCUCCACCCCGAUGCGACAAGGCCAUGUAGAAAAACCUCCAAAGCCUAACCCACCAGCCAAACCGUUGGUUGGUGGGACACAGAAGAAAACCUCGAACAAUAUCUUUCGCUCCUGGAAGUGGCAGAUGUUAGUUUGGCUCUUGGCUACCAGCAUCAUAGCCACCAUCCUUGUUCUGUUUGCCGUCUACCAGAACAGACCACUUUCUGACUUCAAGAGUAAGGUUCAACUGACAACAAUUGUCGCCAUCGCCUCCGUGGGUGCUCAGUCCGCUCUCCUCUUCCCAAUUUCGUCAUGCUUGAGUCAACUGAAGUGGCUACGACUACAGACAACAAGACCACUCUUAGACCUGCAGAGAUUUGAUGAUGCUAGCCGCGGGCCUUGGGGGAGCUUGCUGAUGCUGUCUAGAGGGCGAUCUGGUUUUCUCGCUCACUUCGCUGCUCUCAUCACAUUGGUUAUGCUUUCACUGUCUGCUUUUGCCCAGCAGGCGGUACUAUUGUCCAACCACUGGGUUGAGGAACCCGGUGGCUCAAUCCAACGCAUUGUCCAUUUUGGAACUGAAAACGUCAAUGAUACGAGUGGCCAGAUGAGAUUGAGUAACCUCCAGAGCGGGGGCUCGUCGUCGGGGCUCAUAUUCAUGUUCAGUGGUGUCACUGCUCCUAUGGUCUCUGCAAUCAAUGCUGGCAUCCUUACUCCUGGUGCAGAUCCCUCUGCAAUUGUCGGAAACUGUCCGACCAGCAACUGUACCUGGCCAACGUACACCUCACUUGCCAUCUCCUCUUCGGUUCAAGAUAUCACCCCUCAAAUACAGGUCGCCGAGGACAAUGAUGGCCGCCAGACGUUCGCUUUGAGAAAGUACUACAUGACUCCCUACUUUGCCAAUAUGUCCGCGGGACAAUUGGUCUAUAUCGGCUCCAAUGGCCUCUACGGUGUAAAUAACGACCCAUCCGAUCCCGCCAACAUCGUGCGCUUUGACAUCAUGUUCUUCAAAGACGUUGACAAGUCCGGCUCAGAUACUGCCAACAUUGACCCUCAGCGCGAUCUGGUGGCAUUUGAAGGUCGACUGGAUGUCUGUCUCCAGACCUUCAAAACCUCAACCGUCAAUACGACGACCACGAGCAAGUUGCUUCGCACAUACCGCACCUCGGAGCUGGAAACGAGCUUUAAUGGUACCACCACAGACGACGCCGGACUCUACGAGGUCUUGACCUUGCGUACCUUGCGAAUUCCUGGUGAGGAGGAAGAGUAUGUCAUGGGUCAAGCGGCAAUCUCCACUUUCACCAAUUACCUGAGCAUGUUGAUAUUCUGGGGAUAUUCCCUCAAACCACAAGGGACCGGCUACGGUGCCAUGUCAUACGAUGGCAGUACGCUGAGAUUUACAGACACCUUUCAAUACACAUAUGUCAACGAGGCCACUCGUGGUUUCACGGAUGCCAUCUACGCUGACGGUCCCGUCGUCACUGGCAAUGGCCAGGCAGCGGUUGAGGCUCGCCUCUCCAAUCUGGCCACCAGUAUGACCAACACCCUGCGGAGCUCCGCUAAUCAACCUGCAUUUGCCAGUGGCAUAGCGGCAACGUUGAAGACGUACAUCACGGUCAACUUCUUGUGGAUGAUCCCGCCGCUUGCCCUCGACCUCGCCACGCUAGUACUGUUGAUUUGCACCAUCUUUGUCACAAGACGAAGCAAGACCCCUGCAUGGAAGUCAUCUCAACUGGCCGUCCUGUUUGCUGCGAACCACAACUUGGAUGCAAAACACCAGCUGAUUGCGGAUGUCAAUUUGUUGGAAAAGGAGGCGCGAACUGAAUAUGUUCACAUGAGCAAGGCCCCUCUCCCGGAAACCAAUCAAGACUUUAGCGAGGGGACGUGGCAGAUGGAGUUUGAGACUAGGGCUGAACAAGGUAGGUGA